Penicillium digitatum Pd1 is the source of this 570-nucleotide messenger RNA. RefSeq lists its product as uncharacterized. The record is from RefSeq and is a predicted model, not a curated record. Lineage: Eukaryota; Fungi; Ascomycota; Eurotiomycetes; Eurotiales; Aspergillaceae.
AUGGCUACAAACGGAACCGUUCUCGUCUGCCCCGCGCAAUGCCCUGAUCCCAUGGCCUGGAAAGGCCAACUUAUCGCUGGUGCCUGUGGGCUGGCUGCGCUGGCCUUGGUUUUGGGGACCGUGAUUUGGGUUACCCGGCUCCUCGCCCGCCAAGCUCGGCUGAAGGACCCCCAGAUGGUGGUCACCAGCGAGUACCUCCAGCAGAGGGAGGAGGCGAAGAAGGCGGAGAAGAGAACUUGGUUGCAGUUCUGGGCCAAGAAGGGUGUGUCACUCAAGAAGCCCAUGUGGGAAGUGUUACCCAUACUAACCAAGGGUGCCUCUCUAGCCGUCGACGAGACCACCAAUCCCAAGAAGGAGAAGAAACUCUCUCCUCCUCGUCCGACGGUCCUUUGCAGCGGCACGUUGGCCACGCUGCCACCAGGGGAGCUACCCCUCGUUCAAAAGCCAAACUCCACGGCUCAUGUGGAGUUUGUGGCGCCGCGGGGCCUCCACCUCCCCCACCAGCCCGACGCCGAGCUUGACGUCCUGUCCGGCAUCAAGAAUGCCAUCAAGGGCAAGAAAAAGGUCUAA